This is a messenger RNA of Prunus armeniaca (apricot), 3927 nucleotides long. NCBI's taxonomy places the organism in Eukaryota, Viridiplantae, Streptophyta, Magnoliopsida, Rosales, Rosaceae. The record is from the annotation of a GenBank genome assembly.
AUGGGGUUCGCCGGCGUGGAUCUCGACGAUGAGGGUAUGUCGAUGGAUGUAGACACGCUCUUAGGCCUUAUCGCUGAAGAAUCCCCGAGUCGUCCACAGAAUUAUUCCUUGGAAAAUCAAUUGCAAGCUGAAGCAGUUUCCGAUGCUCAGCUCCAAAGUGGAUUUCAAGCGUUGAAAGAAGAACCACCAAUUGAAAAUGAUUUAAUGGGUCCAGGCUCAUGGCAUACUCCAUACAGGUUAGAAGCUUCAGAUUCUGGGGCAGGGGGUCCAGAUGGCUCUUUUGAAUCUGCAGGGAACCGUGCAAUGAGUUUUGAUUACAAAGAGAUGGAACCAUCAGCACACACCAGUUCUCCUGGGCAUGCCUACUCUACAAGUCUUAAAGACUGGAAUUCCUUGUUUCCAGGAAAUGAGGCUUGCUUUGCAGAGAGGGUUGCAGUUUCACAGCCCACAUGUAGUACGGCAUCUAGUUUUGCUGAAGGGCAUGCUAACCACAUUUUGGACCACGGAGAUCCCAAUGUCCUGCAGCGGAAAGCUGAUGUGGCAGGGAAAGUUGAUUCUGAAUAUGCUUCACAAUGCCUUGGUAUUGAGAACAUGGAUCUAAGUUACAGAACCUAUGGCAAUUUGGGGGAGAAUACCAGAGAAACCCAAGGACCUUCAGAAAAUAAUUCCUGCACAUCUAUGGAAACUACUCUCUGUCAAAAUUCUGAUGUUUUCAGUGACCAUUACCCAGCUUUGUGUGGGAUGAGCUUAGAUAAUACGUUUUUGGCUGAUACCUUAAUGCAUCAUAGUCCUACUAGUUAUUAUUUUCCGAGUAAUGAAGAAAUGAUGGCUAAUGUGAAGGAUGAAUCAGGGGAGUUUCCAACUGAUAGUUCAUGUUCAAGUACAAUCAGUGGAAAUUCUUCAUUCGAUGCUGACUCUUUUCCUGCUGACAACAAGUCGUCAAUCAAGCCUCUGAGUUCUACUCAGACAUAUAUAUCAAGCAAAAUGGAACCCAUUGGCGUGAAGGAUGAAAUGAUCGAUGAGUUAGUUGCACCUAGUAGUGUUAUGUGCCAUCCAUAUCGAGCCAUGGAUGAAGCUGUCAGUAGACAGUCUUCUUUCAGUGCUGAUGAUCACUUUUUUGACAAACACUCAAAGCUUUCUGGUUUUGGUAUAUCAACUCAGAAUCUUGGUAACCCAGUGGAUCAUAAAGAAGACAUGAUUGUUUCAUAUAAAGGAGCUUGUCAUUUUCAAGAUAUUAUGAAUGGAAGUUCUACAUCCCCCAUUGAUGGUCCAUCCAUGAAUUCAAAUGCCUCGGAACGUUAUUUGCCAGUUGCUCAGCCAUUCACUUCAAGCAAUAAUCAGGCUUACGUUAAGGACGAACUUGCAGAUUCUAAGAGCAUGCAUCUUUCGAAAGUCAGCCCCGAAUCAAUUCAUAGUAACUUCUCUGACAAGUCUCCUGCAGAAGAUGACUUUGAUGUACGUAUCAUUGAAAAUAUCAGUCAUCCUGCACCCUCAAAUCGCUCUCCAGUGGUUAUCAAUACUAGUUACCAUGCGCCCUUGAAUCGCUUUCCAGCACUUGGAAAUACCCUCGUUAAUUCACAACAAUUGGCACCUAGUGAUCAUUACACAGGAGUGGGAGGCAUGAGAUGCAAGGCAAGAGAUGAGCAAUUGAUUUUGAGAGUAGCAUUGCAGGACCUUUCACAGCCGAAGUCGGAAGCUAUUCCACCAGAUGGACUUUUAGCAGUUCCUCUUUUACGACAUCAGAGAAUUGCAUUGUCAUGGAUGGUUCAAAAGGAGACAGCUAGUUUGCAAUGUUCGGGAGGAAUUCUUGCGGAUGAUCAGGGAUUGGGAAAAACAAUAUCGACAAUUGCACUUAUACUUAAGGAAAGGCCUCCUUCUUAUGGGGCUUGUCAAGAUGUUAAAAAGCACGAGCUGGAAACUCUUGAUUUGGACAAUGAUGAUGAUAUGCCUUCUGAGAUUGUUGGACGGAAGCAACAUGCUGAUGCUCAUGAGGUUAUCCCAAAUGGAAUUCAAAAGAAGAGCAUGAAACCUUUGGUACAGGCAAAGGGAAGGCCAGCGGCUGGAACACUUGUUGUUUGUCCUACAAGUGUCCUCCGCCAGUGGGCUGAGGAGUUGCAUAAUAAGGUAACUGGAAAAGCUAAUAUCUCUGUGCUAGUAUACCAUGGAAGCAACCGAACGAAGGAUCCUUGUGAGCUGGCUAAGUUUGAUGUUGUCCUCACAACAUAUUCAAUUGUCAGCAUGGAGGUCCCAAAGCAGCCUCUUGUUGAUGAAGAUGAUGAGGAGAAAGUGAAGCCAGAAGAGAAUGAUAUUCCACAUGUGGGUUUCUCAUCCAGUAAGAAAAGGAAAUAUCCUCAAGGUUCUGCUAAUAAAUGUUCAAAGGGUAAAAAAGGAUUAGAGAGUGCAAUGCUUGAGUCUGUUGCUCGCCCUCUUGCUAAGGUUGGAUGGUUUAGGGUUGUCCUGGAUGAGGCUCAGAGUAUUAAGAAUCACAGAACUCAAGUGGCUAGGGCCUGUUGGGGUCUGCGUGCAAAACGCAGGUGGUGCUUAUCAGGGACUCCUAUCCAGAAUGCGAUUGAUGACCUUUAUAGCUACUUUAGAUUUCUCAAAUAUGAUCCUUAUGCUGUAUACAAGUCAUUUUGCUCUACAAUUAAGGUCCCAAUUAGUAAGAAUCCAGCAAAAGGGUACAGAAAACUACAAGCUGUUUUGAAGACAAUUAUGUUACGCCGCACAAAAGGCACACUUCUUGAUGGCGAACCUAUUAUUACUUUACCACCUAAAUUUAUAGAAUUGAAAAGGGUGGAGUUUUCAAUGGAAGAACGAGAUUUCUACUCCAGGCUAGAGGCUGAUUCACGUGCACAGUUUGAGGAAUACGCAGCUGCUGGAACUGUCAAACAAAAUUAUGUUAACAUUUUGUUAAUGCUUUUGCGUCUUCGACAAGCUUGUGAUCACCCUCUUCUUGUUAGACGAAGCUUCUUUGGCAAUAUGCGGCCUGCUGCAGAUCCACCUGAAGAUGCUGUUGUUUCCGAAUGCGGUCAUGUCUUCUGUAGCCAAUGCAUUUCUGAACAUCUUACCGGCGAUGACAACCAGUGUCCCAACACAAAUUGCAAAGUUAGACUAAACGUUUCUUCAGUGUUUUCAAAAGCCACUUUGAACAGUUCUCUAUCUGACCAGCCUAAUCCAGAUAGCAUUGGUUCAGAAGUUUUUGAUGCUGUAGAGUCUUUCUAUGAGGAUCACUCAUAUAAUUCUUCAAAAAUUAAGGCUGCUCUUGAGGUUCUGUGCGCAAUGUGUAAACCGCAGGCUUGUAUUUCUGGAAAUAGUUGCUUAGAUGACCAAGUUGAUAGAAAUGCUGGCUGUCCUGAAAAUUCUUCUGAUAUUCGUGUGGUUGAACCACUUGAGGAUGUUCCUAAUAGACAGAACUUGGAUGUGGUGACGUGUUCUAAGAAUUCAAAUAAGGUAGUUAGAGAAAAAGCAAUAGUCUUUUCACAGUGGACAAGGAUGCUGGACUUGCUUGAAGCAUGCCUUAAAACCUCUUCCAUUGAGUAUAGAAGACUCGAUGGAACAAUGUCAGUUGUUGCUAGAGAUAAAGCUGUCAAGGAUUUUAACACCCUUCCGGAGGUGUCAGUUAUGAUUAUGUCCUUGAAAGCAGCUAGUCUUGGUCUCAACAUGGUUGCAGCUUGUCAUGUUCUUCUUUUGGAUCUUUGGUGGAAUCCUACCACAGAAGAUCAAGCAAUUGAUAGAGCACAUCGUAUUGGGCAGACUCGUCCUGUUACAGUUUUACGGUUGACUGUGAGAGAUACUGUUGAAGAUCGUAUUUUGGCCCUUCAGCAAAAGAAGAGAGAGAUGGUGGCCUCUGCGUUUGGAGAGGAUGAAACUGGUGGUCGCCAGACUCGUCUGACAGUAGAGGAUCUGAAGUACCUGUUUAUGAUGUGA